GGCGCUUACAGACAGGGAGCAGGCUCUGUCUACAUUUAUUAUAAUGCUUACCUCGCUCAAGCUGUUUAGCAGAAGAUAUGUCUGGAGUGAUGGUGCCUCCCGGGAACCGAUAUUUCUGCACAGCCAGCAGAGGCACGGAGAGAUUCCUGGCGGAAGAAGUGUGUCUGAAACUGUCUGCCUCUAAUGUGGAACAAAUCUCUGGAAAAGUGUUCUUUACAUCUGAAGCAGAUUUGAAAAAACUGAAGAGUCUGAAAUGCGCAGAAAGACUGUUUCUACUUGUGAAAAAGUUACCUCCACUUCAGAUUCCUGGAUAUAGAGGAAAAGGAAUUUAUGUUCUUCAGAAAUGUGUGAUUGGAGAACCUAGCCAAUGGUUGAACAGUGUUUCCACAUGGGAAAAUCUUCAGGACUUUCAUAAACCAGAAGAACAAACUUUAGGUGUGACUGAAAACGGGCUAAAACGGCCAUCCCAGGAAGAAAGCAAUGAGACAAAGACUAAAAGAGAAAAGUUAGACAGUGACCUAGAUGAAGCCGCAGUUACAGCCCCGGAUAAAAGUCCAACCGGACAAUCUGAUCUCCUUUCAAAAACUCAAGGAAACCGCCAGGAAAGUGUUACAGCAUCACAGAGCACACUGCCCCCUGAUGAGCCAUGUAAGCCUACGAAUGAAAGUGAUACCACCAGAAUGAGUUUCAGAGUCUCCUGUCGUUGCAGUGGCAAAAUGGCUAAAAGGUUUACUGCACAGGAGUUGGGAAGAGCAAUUGGGGUUGCACUUGCCAAGGAAAUGGGCUGGAAAGCAGAGUUGAGAAACCCUACACUCGAGGUCUUUAUUCAUUUAAGUGACAUUCAUUGUGUGGUUGGAAUUCCUAUUGUGAGGCUCCCUUUAGCUAGCAGAGAUUAUAUUAAAACCGUUGGAUUAAGAUCUACUGUAGCUUGGGCAAUGGCAUAUCUCGCUGACAUCAAGACUGGUUCAUUUGUCUUGGAUCCAAUGUGUGGAAUGGGAACCAUCUUGGUGGAAGCUGCCAAAGAAUGGCCUAAUGCCUAUUACCAAGGGAUUGACAACAAUACCUCACAGUUAAAGAUAGCAUCCACCAAUGUAUGCUUUGCAAAGCUAGCUGGCAACAUUGAUCUAAUGAGAGCUUCUGUCACAGAACUGCCUCUUCUUUCUGAAAGUGUGGAUGUAGUCAUUUGUGAUGUUCCAUUUGGAAAAAAGUUUAAAAUUUCACAAGACUCAAAGACCGCAAUGCCACAUAUUAUCAGAGAGAUGGUGAGGGUUCUUCGUGUAGGUGGGACUCUUUUGCUUUUACUUAGUCAAGAGCUGUCUUUGGAAAUGCAGAGGUGGUUCAAGUCGAGGAACCAAAAGUGUGACCAAACAGAACUUUCUGCUGCAAAGGACACUGAUAGAUUAUCAACGAAGCUUUGUUCAGACCCAGUGAAAGAUUUUGACAUUGUCGUUGAGGAUAUUUCUUUGCCCGGCAUCACUGGUGAAAAUGAAAAAUGUGAAAUGAAAAUAAAGGCUAUUGCUCCCCUAGUAUCGAAUGGUAUUUUCCAAGUGAGCCUGGGUGUAACUGAGGCAGCUAUACACAGAUACAAGAAGUGUUCCGUAACAUGAAUGAACAUUUCCAAUGUUGUGGAUUAUAUAAGAGGACGUUUUCAAAAAUGUUAAAAUUACCUCCUGAUGCAAUUGUGUCAAAUUCACAUUGCUGAGUCUUAAUCGGCUUACGCAAACGUCUUUGGAGCUAGUAUUCAGUCAGAGGCCUUUUUGGAUUCAGUGAUUCCGCACAAAAAAAAAUGACACGUAUCAAAAUAAUUAUCGAAGAAAACAUGAAGAUUAUGAUAUAAAUACAAUAAAGCUGAACAGAAAUAGAAGAGAAAAUGAAGAUAAGUUGAGCAGAGGACAUGCAGUAAUGUUUUUAAAAUGUAAUUCUUUAGACUGGAUAACUAUUAGUGGUGGGGCAAGCUUGAUGGGCUAAAUGACUUCCUAAACUUGUGUCCUCACCAAGUGGUUUGUUUUUGAACCAAAUUGACUACUUGUCUAGCUGGAACUAUAUUAGUGUGAAUAAUUCUGUUGUUUUUGCAAAAUAAUUGUGAGCAUGUUUGGGACAGGCAAUACCAUUUAAGGUAUAGUUUUAUUGUAAAACCAUAACUUGUUGUACAAUUUUGCAAAAGUAUUGAUCCUUCUGUUUUGCUGAAGAUUGCAUUUUAUGAGUGUGGAUGUGUAUUUGUGUGUGUGUAUGUGUAUUCCCAGAUUUUUCAAACAAAUUAACAUUGUUAUAUAAUGUAUAAAUAUUAGGUGCAGUAUGACUAAUGUAUCAGCAUGCAGGAUGUUGAUGGGAUCCUGUUUUUUACAUUUUUAUUACUCCGCUCUGUUUUAAAAUAAAAUACAAAAAAAGUAGUGGUGACUGAGGACUUGUAACUUGUGUACCUUGUCUUCAAGAUGGAAGAUGAAUCUGGCA
Molecule: messenger RNA, 2451 nt
Organism: Callorhinchus milii (elephant shark)
Lineage: Eukaryota; Metazoa; Chordata; Chondrichthyes; Chimaeriformes; Callorhinchidae
Gene: thumpd2
Product: THUMP domain containing 2
Exons: 11
Coding region: 78-1607 (509 amino acids)
Biological process (GO): tRNA methylation
Molecular function (GO): tRNA (guanine) methyltransferase activity; RNA binding
Source: RefSeq, a predicted model, not a curated record